Molecule: messenger RNA, 1227 nt
Organism: Copidosoma floridanum
Lineage: Eukaryota; Metazoa; Arthropoda; Insecta; Hymenoptera; Encyrtidae
Source: RefSeq, a predicted model, not a curated record
AUGAACGACCACUACGUCGACGACAUACUCUCCGGUGCCGACGACAUCGCCACGGAUCGAUAUAUUCGUGACCAGCUAAUCGAACUUCUGCAAGCUAGCGGGUUUCCUCUGCGCAAGUGGGUAGCCAAUCUGCCCGAGCUAAUGGACGACCUCCCCGACGACGUGUGCCUGCGACCCACUUGGUGUCAGCUUGGCACUGAAGGUCUCGUUAGUGAGCUCGGUCACCAAACCACCAAGAGGACUAUGCUCGCAGCGCUCGCGGGCCUGUUUGAUCGAUGCGGUUGGCUUGCGCCGAUCGUGCUGAACGCCAAACUCCUGCUGCAAGACUUAUGGCGAGCCAACCUGGACUGGGACGAGUCUGCUCCGUCGUCCAUGAUUCAAAGGUGGACUGCCUUUGCCGCCGAGCUCCAAACCAUCUCCAGUCUAUCCCUGCCUCGUUGGAUCGGAACGGUCGCGUCAGCGGACAUUCACCUGCACGUAUUUUCCGAUGCCAGCCGCCGCGCGAUGGCUGCUGUCCUGUACUCUAGACUCCAGGCCGUAGACAGUUCUGUCCGCUGCCACAUUCUCCUCGCUCACACGAAGCUGGCGCCCAUCCACAUUUUUAAGCCAAUGGCCGAGCCCGUGACCCGGAUGACUAUUCCUCGCUUGGAGCUCUGCGCUGCCCUGCUGACUGCUAAGCUUCUGCGCUCGAUGGCUGAAGAACUAGCAGUUCCGAUUGAGCGCUGUCACGCCUGGUGCGACUCGCAAAUUGUGCUGCACUGGGUUGGCUCCGAUCAGCCAACCAACAACACCCUCGUCGACAACUACGUGGCCCAGAUACAGGACACGCUACCCUCGAGCGCCUGGCGGUACGUGCCGUCGCAGUCCAAUCCAGCUGACGUGGCCACUCGAAGCGCGGACAUGUCCGGUCUCAGACAACAACUCCUGUGGUGGGAAGGUCCACCGAUUCUCGCAGACAACGACCGAGCCUGGCCCCAGGAAUCACUUCAAGAGGUGACACCCCUGCCGUUGGCCUGCUACGCCACCCGUCUGGCUGAGCCGAGCAUACUUGAACGAUAUUCCAAGCUUCACACUCUACUCGUCGUUCUCGUGCGCACUCGUCGGUGGGUUCAGCGCCAGUUGCGUCGCCCACCUGUUCUGCCGGUGCUCUCACCACUGACCCCCGCCGAGCUUCAAAAUGCUUUCCUGGCCUGCGUCCGUUUGAGCCAAUCGGAAACGUUCGGCUAA